ACGACGUGUAACACACCCGUCCUCUCUCACUCCGCUCACUCUUUAUCGCACAUUCUCCACAAAAUAGCACAAUAACUGAGCCAAACUUGAAGAUGGCUAAUAAGCAAGGCGCGAAAGUUGCCAGGGCAAGAAGGGGAUGUGAUAGUCCAGGAUGGAUAAUAGUUUGCUUAGUGUCCUCCUUUCAACAACCAUCUCAAAACUAUCUGGGCCAUCCCAGGACAGAGCCAGCCUUCUUUAAUAGUUUGUUGAGAUUCCUUGCUUCUCUGGCUCUAAUGCUAGCCCCCAGCAUAUUGACACAAAGAAGACAGUACUUAAAGAUAGACUAUAAGGUACAUAACUAGACGAUAGAUACAAAAGAUAAUGGCACUACUUUCCUUAGAAAGGUAAGGGACCGUUUAGUACCAUUUUCUCUGAUAGUGGAUGUCUGCAGGCAUAUACAGUAGCACAGAGCACAGGUCUACAGCAAUUUAGUACUGGAGACAGACCAAUAUCAAACAAUAUUUUUAAUAGGCCUAGGUGUGAAUGCGAAUCAUAUGGUAGUGGCGGAUGGGUGAUGGUAAAAAGCCUUACACAUUUACAAAGAAAGAAAAGAUGAGGGACUAAUUUGCAAACCUCGGCUCAGCUACAGCACUGUUUCACCACCAGAGGACACUCAUACUAUGUCUAAAGCUCUAUCGCUUUCAAAAGUACUCCUUUCAUUAAUUUCUACUUUUACAUGUAGGCUACUUCCCCACAUGAUGUUCGUGUUGUGCACGUUUUCUUUUGUGUCGAUAUGAAUGAAAUAAAAGGGGUGUCACUAUUAGGCAUCAUGGUUUACUCACGCUGAAAAACCGAUUCGUCUGAUCUAGAAGUUUCUCUAGAGUAAGCCCAUGUCACUUCCGGAUAAAAUCAAGAAAGGAGACGUUUACUGUCAUGCAGAGAGUGACAGAUUCAUGAAACUGUAUUCAUCUAUAGCCUACAACUUUCACACCGCAUUCCUGGCUGUACACUAUGCACUUUAGUCUAGUAUUAUUGUACUGUGUGUUUGUCUUUGAUGCUGUGGUUAUACACCUGUUGGGUGGAGCAGGGGAAGAGCCUAAGCUGAUGCAAACAGAUGUGUUGCCCUACACCAGUGUCUGAGCAUUUACCUCCACACGGUUUAGUUAUUGCGAUGGACUUUUUAUAACCGAAACGUAUUCGACAAGUGGGGUCAUGGGGUCUAAAUGCAACAUUAUGCCGGAAGCGUAUUUACAUUCUUUAAAAAGAAUAAUUUAAUCAAACCGGAUUGUUUGUUUUGAGUAGUUUGAAUACUGCAGUUCUAUGUAAUCUUCCACACGCGACACACUGCACUGCGUUGUUCUUUUCAGGUCGUCGUCUCCUAACUUUUUUCCUAAUGGAUCGCUUAAAGGUAGUUUUGCAAUAUUUCCAGUCGAAUUCCGAGUCCAUUUCUAAUGGUAUAUGCGUGCUGCUGGCUCUGGUAGCGGUGAAACUCUACACGAGCUUUGAUUUCAACUGCCCUUGUCUGCCGCAGUACAAUAAAAUGUACGCACUCGGUGUGAUGUUUGUUCCUCCGGUUAUUCUCUUCUUACUCGGAAUUUUGGUUAAUCGGCAUACUGGAGUGAUGAUGGAGGAAUGGGCCAGACCUACAGGCAGGAGGGCCAAAAAUCCAGCUGUUGUGAAGUAUUUGUUUUCAGCUAUGAUGCAGCGGGCCAUGUUAGCUCCCAUGGUGUGGAUCCUGGUAUCUUUACUGGAUGGGAAGUGUUUCAUUUGUGCCUUCAGCAUGAGCGUGGACCCUAAACACUUCAGCGGGUUUCCUAAUGACACUGGUCUGGAUCUGAUCAGGAUCAUGGCUAAGGUGCCCUGCAAGGAAGACAGCAUCUUCAAAGACAGUACUUUCCGGAAAGCUGUCUCACGCUAUGUGCGCUGUUACUCUCAAGCAAUAGGUUGGUCCAUCCUUCUCUGCCUUAUUUUUCUGGGUGCAGUGGCUCGAGUCAUUAAACCAUGCUUCAAUCAUGCCGCCUUUCUUCAGACACGCUACUGGAGCAAUUACUUGGACGUUGAGGCAAAGCUUUUUGAUGAGACUUGUGUACAUCAUGCCAGAGAGUUUGCCAAAAAAUGUGUAGUGCAUUUCUUUGAGAGUAUUGAUGAUGAUGGGGUUCUCAGGAUGCCACUAUCCCCCAACCUCAGAUUUAAGAAAAGCCAUGAUGAGAAUGAAGAAGAAGAUGAGCGUCUCCACGGUGUGACCAGGAAGGAUCAGGUGGAUCACUUGCUCCAAACCUGGUUCCAAUGCAAACCUGAGCUGGAUGUGACCAAGAUGGUGUAUAGGCCCACUAAAUGUAUUACUUGGGAAGACCCUAAUGGACAUAUACUUUACUCAGAUGUAUGAAGUGACAGUAAAAUAAUAUAAAUAGUGCGUAUAUUUGAAGGAUCAAAUGUAAGAUAGAAAGCUUAUCAAAUUGAAAGAAUGUAAAUGUAAGGCAACCUGUAUUAGAUUUUAAAUGAAUUUAGCUCUUAAUUGUAUGGACUGCUGGGGAAAGGGAAUUUUCACAGUCAUCCCAGACAACUAAGUUCCUGUAAAACGUUUAUCUUAAAAGUGAAAUAUUUUUAUAUUUGUUUAUAUUUUUAAAACUUAAAAAUGUUCCACAAAACAUCAAGUAAAGCUUUGAUAUUAUGCUACCUCUUUAUUACAACAGUUGUAAAAAAAAAAAAAAAAAAAAGAAAGAAAGAAAAGAAAAAAAAAGUAUGUUAAAGAUAUUGCAUAAAGAUAUAGAAAAAAAGAAUUUUCUACAUCUGACAAUUGCCUGACAAUUGUAUGUACUAGAAAGUUUGCACCAGACUUUCAGACAGUCAAGUUACUGUAGAAACCUUGCAUGUGGAGAUUUGCCUGUGCCAGGACUGGAUUUGUUUCAUUUUGCAUGGCUCUCCCCACACACAUUACUCAGCAGUGACAUGCAUAUGAAUAUGAUGCAAAUGUAGAGAUUCAUAUGUCAGUAAACACAAUAAAGAGAUUUUAACGUUUA
This is a messenger RNA of Ictalurus furcatus (blue catfish), 2999 nucleotides long. Its product is annotated as calcium homeostasis modulator protein 3-like. Bases 1373 to 2365 code for a protein of 330 amino acids. Lineage: Eukaryota; Metazoa; Chordata; Actinopteri; Siluriformes; Ictaluridae. The transcript has 4 exons. Gene Ontology annotation, molecular function: monoatomic cation channel activity. The record is from RefSeq and is a predicted model, not a curated record.